Molecule: messenger RNA, 1634 nt
Organism: Zingiber officinale
Lineage: Eukaryota; Viridiplantae; Streptophyta; Magnoliopsida; Zingiberales; Zingiberaceae
Product: scopoletin glucosyltransferase-like
Exons: 1
Coding region: 24-1517 (497 amino acids)
Molecular function (GO): UDP-glycosyltransferase activity
Source: RefSeq, a predicted model, not a curated record
AACUCGAUAGCUCGCGACAAGUGAUGGGCCACCACGUCGCCGACGCCGAUCCCCUGCCGCUCCGCAUCUUCUUCAUCCCUUUUUUCGCCACCGGCCACCUCAUCCCCUUGGUCGACGUUGCCCGUCUCUUUGCAGCCCGCGGAGUUGAUUCCACCAUCCUCGUCACGCCGACAAACGCGGCUCUCAUCCGCGUUACGGUCGACGCCGCUGCCGCCGGCGGACUUCCUCUCCGCACCCUCAUCUAUCCCUUUCCGUCCGCCGAUUCCGGCCUACCCCCAGGCAUCGAGAACAUCAGCGACCUGCCGCCUGAGGAGUCGUACAAGAUCGACUUGGCCGCCCCCUUCACGCGCCCAGCCCACGAACAGCUCCUCCGCCUCCACCGCCCGGAUGCAGUUGUCUCCGACGUCCACUUCCCGUGGACCGCCCUCGUCGCCCGCGACCUCUGCGUACCCCGCUUUAUCUUCACUGCUGUGGGGCUUUUCCCCGUCUCCGUCGUGACUUCCGUAAGGCAGCACCGGCCCCACGCCGGCGUCGCCCGAGACGACGAGCCUGUCCUCGUUCCAGACCUCCCUCAUCCAGUGUUCCUUACGCGUUCCGAGCUCCCAGAAUUCCUCCGCCGAGAUGUUCCCCUGCGUCGGUUCCGGGACGAGUACAUGGAGGCGGAGACUGCAAGUGCGGGCGUCAUCGUCAACAGCUUCGCCGAGAUGGAGGCUUCCUACAGCGAGUACUACCUGCGAGCCCGCGGACUUAGAAGCUGGUUCGUGGGACCAGUGUCCCUGGCGAUCUCCAACGCCGGAUUACGCGGUGGCGGCGACGCUGCUGCCUCCGCGAACAGAACACGGUGCCUCUCGUGGCUGAGCGUGCAGGCGCCGAGGUCCGUCGUGUACGCUUGCUUCGGGAGCUGGUGCCGGUUCACGAACGAACAGCUGAGGGAGAUGGCGCAGGGGCUGGAGGCGUCCGGCCGCCCGUUCCUGUGGGUGGUGCGCGAGGAGGACGGCCAGGAGUGGAUGCCGCAGGGGUUUGAGCAGCGGGUGGAGGGGCGUGGAUUGGUGCUGCCAGGGUGGGCCCCUCAAGUGGACGUUCUGAACCAUGAGGCGACCGGUGCGUUCUUGACUCACUGUGGGUGGAACUCCUUGCUGGAGGGCAUCGCCGCGGGGAUGCCUAUGGUGACUUGGCCGCUGUCGACGGAGCAGUUCAUAAACGAGAAGCUGGUGGUGGCGGUUCUGCAGGUGGGCGUGCGGGCGUCGGAGCGGUGUCGGAGCACGGUGGACGACGAGCCGCAUGUGGUGAGGGCGGAGGAGCUGGCGAGGGCAGUGGGGAAGAUAAUGGACGGAGGGGAAGAGGCGGAGGGGAUACGGAGGCGGGCAAGGGAGCUCGGGGAGAAGGCGGGACAGGCGGUGAGGGAGGACGGAUCUUCAGUCAAGGGGCUGAGUGAUCUGAUCGCGGAGAUCCGAGACUGGCAAAGCAAGAAGAAGGACGUCGCUGCCGAUGUGGUAGGUUCUUAUCAUCAGCCUUAACUCCAACCACGAACGUAAUUACCUCCGAAUAAAAUUACAAAUAAGUUUCAGUUUCAAGAGGCGUGAAAAUAUGCAAAAUGUACGAUACUGUACCACCUAAGGAACAAUAUCAUCUGU